GUAUCGGUGUCAGGCGGGUGACACUUGUUGCAUGCGCGCGCAGUGGCUUUCGUUCCUUGAUGAUGAUCACCGACUACCGACGACUGAGUGUAAUCGGUGAAAAGCAGAUGUGAGAACAAGAAAGUGGUCAGUUGGUCACAGGACACACAGAGAGAAGCAUCGCCAAGUUUUGCCCCACGUCAUCUUGAAAGGAUAUCCUAAGUUGGAGACCAAUUUUCUUUUGAGAUUGUUCUUAUACCAACGGUCAGAUCUAAAUCACAAUGCCUCGGUCUUUUCUGGUUCGCCGUUUUGUAAGGCCGCCUGUCGCAGAACAAUCCACUAAAUGGGACAAGUGUGCUACCCCUGCCAGCGACGAUGAGGAUUACGGACCAUUCAGCCCCAGUUGUUUACGCAUCCCUACAACACCGACCAAAGGACAGACAGUCAGCGCCGCCUUGCCUACCACGCAUCGCAUCAUCAAGCCACUUCACUUCCACACGACCACCAACCCGUACGAGACCAUCAAGAAGACGACACCCAAGAAACAUAGGAGCAAAGGAGGUAAGAAGGGGCCCAGAGGUGCAGUGGGGAGCAAUCCAUUGGAGGAGAUAUCAGCGGGGGAGAAUCUCGCCUCGACACCGGCGGGAAAGCAGUACAUCAGCCGCUCCGGUCGGCCCGUGGGACGCCGCGUUUCAACCGAGAAGAACGAUGCUUACAAACAGUUUGUCAUCAAACGCAACGACAUCAUCGUGCGUGAUGACAGGAGCAAGUACUCCACAUCGACAACUUCGACAAGCUUCGCCGACAACUCCCAGCUGUACAUCGACACAUCAGUUUUGAAUCUGUCGAUGAAUGGCCCGCUGUCGCAACAGAGCUAUGGAUUGGUGGCAGCGACCGCCACUGCCACCUGCGUCCAAGCUGGUCAGACAUCACCGACGUCUGCUGAUGAGGCUACCCAACCGGACAUCGGCCGCUCUUCCCCCGACAACCAGCCUCAGAUGACGGUCCUCCGGAACGUCUUCGUGUCAACUCCUCCGGACUCCAAGACAGACCUCUCUGAUGUGCUCAACCUUCGGCCGGAUUCUCCUCGUGAACUCUCCGUGCUGACUGCAAGCAGCCAUGUAUGCCCAGAGUGCGGGAAGGGGUACAGUACCUCCAGUAACUUGGCCAGGCAUCGACAGACACACCGCAGUGUCAACGAUCAGAAGGCGAGGAAGUGCCCCCACUGUGACAAGGUGUACGUGUCAAUGCCAGCACUCAGCAUGCAUAUCAGAACCCACAAGUUGGGCUGCAAGUGCAACCUCUGCGGCAAGUGUUUCAGUCGACCGUGGCUGCUCCAGGGCCACAUCCGGACCCACACGGGGGAGAAACCCUUCACCUGCCCCAAGUGCGGCAAGGCCUUCGCGGACAAGUCCAACCUGCGAGCGCACGUCCAGACUCACUCCAACGUCAAGCCUUACGUCUGUAACAAGUGCAACAAGGCUUUUGCUCUCAAGAGCUACCUCUAUAAGCACGUGGAGGCAGCGUGUAUCAGGGACGUUCGGAAUUAGAGCAUUUAAAGUUGCAGUCGUUUCCUUUAAGAAUUCAGUUGAUUUUAAGUUAUUGAUUUAAAAAUGGAUGGACGAGAGUGCCAAUUUAAGCUGUGUUUGUGUCUGUUUUCAGUUGAUUUUAAAUUAUUGAUUAUUGAUCAAUGUGAGUGUCAAUUUAAGCCGGACUGUUGUCCAGUUGAAUAUAUGGAACCUUGUAUUCAAGGGGAUUGGAAUUCUAAUUUUUGAAUUUUUUAGCUAUAUUAAGCGUUCACGUCAGUGCCUUGUUACAAAUUUUCUUACACGUAUCACUGCCUGACGACCUGGAACAUUGUAUUCAUGAUAUUAAAGAUUGAGUUUUUUUUUCAAUAUACAUCAUUACAUGUAUCAUUUUUCUAUAAAAUUGCCAACAAAAACACAAGCUGUCAAAUGUUCCCCUCAAUUAUAUAUUGCAGCUGUUGAAAACCAGUGACUGCUGCUUUAACAUUUUAUGAAAAUGUCUCGUGACUGAUGUCGAAUUUUUAGGAUAUUGUGUCUUCUGAACAUAUUUUUUCAAAGGGACGAUUCCAUACAAAAUUGUGUCAAUUAACAAAAUCCAGACGACAUCAAGUUUUGAAGGGCGAUAAUUAGAUCACGUUUCAAAGUUCCCCCAAUACAUGCGCAUUAAGUAGUUAUAUUGUCAAAUAAUAUUAGGAUCAGUUGUGCAGUAUUUAAUGCUUAAGGUGUCUACACUAAAAAGCAGGUCGUUGGUUCGAGUCCCGCCCAGUAAACUCGUGCCUAUUUUAAGAUGGCCCCGGAAAGCACCACUUUCUGUACUCAGUUGAUUCAGAAUGGCGAUUCUCUGAAGUAUUUUCCUACAUAAUGUGGUCCACAUACUGGGCCGGAUGUAGCCCACCCAUUGGUGCUACACCGGGAAAUCCUAUACAAUAGCACUGCCCAGCUCACAUGUGACGGUCCGCAAGUCAGAGAGUCGGUUAGCCAGUUUAUGAAACUUGCACAAAGGUCUGGUCAUCUUGGACCAGUAAAAAAAAAAUCCUUGUCCAGCAUAAACAAAACCUUUUUCAUUAAUAUAAUAAUCAGACUUACGCAAAUGGCAUCGACUUUUGACAUUUGGCUUUCACUCCCGCGUGUUUAUGUCCAGUAAAUGCAAUGUCGGCCAGAUGCAAUGCUCAACUUCAAAGGAUUAACCGCGAUCUCAAAACCCAACUGCUUGGAGCAUAAAUUGUGAGUGUUGACUAUACUUGACACAGAGAAGAGGUUUAUUUGAACAAUUCGGUACCAGAGCCGAGCUGACUGGACUCGUAAAAUCGUAGAGAUACUUGGAAAAACUUUCAGACCAACUAUGCAAUUUACGAUCAGCACUUUGUGUCAUUAUUUUAUAGGCGUGACAUUUGAAGUGAAAGAAAUAAUGUUUAAUUUAUUGUAAAUAGUCAUCUUCUGUAUUUAUACACACUUUCACAGAAUGUUUUUUUCUAAACAGACAUCGCAAUUUUGUAUAAGAAUUUUCCACCGUUUUUAGCCUUUUCGUAUUAUAGCUUUAGAAACCAAACUAUGCAAUGGUGUUUUCUCACAAGAAUUUGACGUGUGUACAGAUUGAUGUGUCCGACCAAAUCUGUUUUUUUAUAAACAACUUUUUUUGUAUAAUCUUUCACCGACAUAAAAAAGUACUUUGUAAUAAACUUUUGAGUGGACAAUUUAAUAAAGUUUUGGACAAAGAAUUAAGAAAGUGAAAUAAUACUCCACUGCGUUUAUUCGUGUUGUUACGUCAAAGCUGGUGCACGCGUUUUUAUAAGGGCUUUGAUAACUUAUCAUCAAGGAGUUUUGCGAGACAUCAGGGUUGGGGAUGGGCAUGGCUCGGCGUGGCCGGGGCGUGGUUGGGCUAGUGGGGUUGACACAAUGAAUACGCAGCACUGCAUCUCUUUUUAAAAGGAAAACUAAUCUUUGAAAAUACACGGCGCACAAUACUGUCUAUCCGAGGGUCUCUCAAUACAGGAGUCCCCAAAAAGUUGUGGAAGCAGAUAUCCUUUAAUUUCUCAAAACUACUGAACAUGAGUAUUUCAUCUUGAAUACUCCUGUGUAUAAUCAGUGAAAAUCUAAUGGAAAUCCGUUCAUGCAAACCAGAGUUCCGUAGACUGUAAAAAGGUUAUAUGGGGUUUUUCACCCAUUCGAAAGGAAUUUAUUAGUGAUAUCAGUGCGUACCAGAUUGUCAUGGGCCUUUUCACUCUGAUGUUACAACUGUUAACUGUGUAAAUCCCAUUCCGUUGGAAUGGGUGAAAACCCCAUAGCUUUUUAUAAUGUGUUAGAUCUCUGGUUUGCAUGAACAGAUUUCCAUGGCAUUUUUACUGAAUAUACACAAGAGUAUAAUUAAUAUGCUCCAUUAAGAUGAAAUACUCAUGUUAAGUAGUUUUUGAGAAAUCAGAGGAUAUCUGCUUGUUUGGGACACCCUGUGCAAUGUGGAAGAUCAAAAUUGUAACAUUCUGUUCAUCAGGAUUUGCAGCCACUGCCUGCCGUUCCCUUACCAAACCACUAGAGGGCGUGAGACAAACACUUUCAAUAUGAACACCAAGGGAACAAGUUAGUGUGCACAGUCUUUAUUAAGGCAACAGCUUCAGAAAUGCACCCACAUAAAUUUGACGUGGGGAAGAUUAUGACAUGGUAACAGAUUUUGCAGGGCUGGGGGUACAAAAAUCCUCGAUGUAUUAUGUUGUGAAUGAGAUCUUUGGUCUCUUCCCCCCCCCCCCCCCCCCCCCAUUCGUAAAGAUAAAAACCCCACAAGUUUAACAAAGACAUUUCCCUGAACUGUUGGUUGUUUUUCACCCUAACUGCCGCCCGGCCCGAUUCGAAAGUUUUUCCUACGAGAUAGAAUUACUGGUGGGUUCGAUUGCAUUUUUAAACUACAUGUAAAAGCAUUAAUACAGGAAAUGAUUUGCAAAACCUACUCAACACAGAAACCAACCAAACAUCUUCUCCAGGAAAACCAGCUUCCUUCGAACACAACAUAAACAAACUAUGAACAGAAAGUGCAUUGUCACCAUAAAUUCAUAACUGAAACAAAAUAAAAAUCAUUACAAAUUUGUAAAAGUACUACAUUGUAUUUUGUGGGUUAACAUUUAGUUAAAAACUAUUGGUGCAAUGCAUUUCAUGUUAGUUAUUAAAAGUACAUCAUGUAAUUGAAAUUCUUCCUAAUUAUUUAACUAAAAGAAAGUUAAAAAGUUAUUGCAUUUUAUCAUUACAAUUAUUUCAAAAUCUCAAAAUUUCACAUUAGCAUUUACCUAGUACCUAACUGCAAAUA
Molecule: messenger RNA, 4797 nt
Organism: Patiria miniata (bat star)
Lineage: Eukaryota; Metazoa; Echinodermata; Asteroidea; Valvatida; Asterinidae
Product: zinc finger protein SNAI2-like
Exons: 3
Coding region: 261-1529 (422 amino acids)
Biological process (GO): regulation of DNA-templated transcription
Molecular function (GO): DNA-binding transcription factor activity, RNA polymerase II-specific; RNA polymerase II cis-regulatory region sequence-specific DNA binding
Source: RefSeq, a predicted model, not a curated record